GGGGCGGGGUGGCCGUCAGCUGACUGUGGCGGCGGCGGCGGCGGCCUCGCUGGGGACAACCGUCGGCGUCGCAGGCUCCGGCGGAGGGUCGCCGGCACGUCAGCUCUCGUUGGGCGAGGCGCGGGCCGGCGCAGCACCAUGGCGACCACCGUCAGCACGCAGCGCGGGCCGGUGUACAUCGGCGAGCUCCCGCAUGACUUCCUGCGCAUAGCGCCCACGCAGCAGCAGCAGCAGAUCCAGCUGGACGCGCAGGCAGCCCAGCAGCUGCAGUACGGAGGGGCGGUGGGCACGGUGGGCCGCCUGAACAUCACGGUGGUGCAGGCCAAGCUGGCAAAGAAUUACGGUGUGACCCGCAUGGACCCGUACUGCCGGCUGCGGCUGGGCUAUGCCGUGUAUGAGACACCCACGGCCCACAACGGCGCCAAGAACCCACGCUGGAACAAAGUCAUCCACUGCACGGUGCCCCCGGGCGUGGACUCCUUCUACCUGGAGAUCUUCGACGAGCGCGCCUUCUCCAUGGAUGACCGCAUCGCCUGGACACACAUCACGAUCUCUGAGGCUCUGAAGCACGGCGAGGUGGAGGACAAGUGGUACUGCCUGAGCGGGCGGCAGGGGGACGACAAGGAGGGCAUGAUCAACCUGGUCAUGUCCUACUCGCCACUGCCAGCUGCCAUGGUGAUGCAGCCCCAGCCCGUGGUACUGAUGCCAACCGUGUACCAGCAGGGUGUCGGCUACGUGCCCAUCACAGGAGUGCCCGCCGUGUGCAGCCCGGGCAUGGUGCCCGUGGCCUUGCCCCCGGCAGCCGUGAACGCCCCGGCCCGCUGCAGCGAGGAGGACCUGAAAGCCAUCCAGGACAUGUUCCCCAACGUGGAGCACGAGGUGAUCCGCUCCGUGCUGGAAGCCCAGAGAGGGGACAAGGGCGCAGCCAUCAACUCCCUGCUCCAGAUGGCGGAGGAGUCCUAGACCACGCACCCGCUGCCACGGUGCCUCGGGCCCUUUGGACUUGCCAACCCCGGGUUCCCAGGGAGCACUGUCCCAACGCGAUUCCUGUGAGAGCCCCGCAUAGCCCCUUCCUCUGCCCACCGUCCGUGUAGCCCCGUCCACACCGUUUGGGAUGCAUGUGGGUCCUCAGCUCCCGGCAGCCGCUCUGGGGCGGGUGUGGUGUGGGUGGCUUCCUCUCGCUCAGACACGUGAGCCGUGUCCUGUGUGCACACUCACCUUCCCCGGCUUGGGGACGUGCAUCCUCCAGCGCCGCUCACUUCUGCCCCUCGCGCUGUCCCCGAGGUGCUCUGGUGGGAGCGGCCUGCCUCGGCCAGGGCCUCAGGAAGGAUCGCGCGUCCUUUGCUUUAUAACAGUCUCCCGUCAUUCGACUUCACUGGGACAGGCCUCUAUUAAUUUAGGGCACACACAGUCCAUUACCAACUGGUGUGCGGUUGUUGCUAGAACUUGCAAACUGAAGGAAAACUCACGUGCCUCCCUUGACGUGUGGACCUGGGCUGCUCCCCGGUGUCCUGCUGGCGCGGCGGUGCUGGGCCUCAGCCACAGGUUUCUGCCUGAGUGCCAACAGCCAGCCAGCCCCCCCUGGCGGGGCCGCGGGCCAUCAGGGCUGUCCUGGGCUCCGAGGAUCCCUUACGUCUUUUCCUGCUGUGUUCCAUGCCAGCUUUGUGGAAUGUAAUUCCGAGCGGUCGUUUGUCUCCUUGACCGACUCUUGCUCAGAACCUAAAAUUGGGGGUAAAAAGUGAUAAGAUACAGUACUUUGCUUAUUAAAGGGUGUUUGGGACC
Rhinolophus ferrumequinum (greater horseshoe bat) is the source of this 1782-nucleotide messenger RNA. RefSeq names its product toll interacting protein (gene TOLLIP). The record is from RefSeq and is a predicted model, not a curated record. Lineage: Eukaryota; Metazoa; Chordata; Mammalia; Chiroptera; Rhinolophidae. Gene Ontology annotation, biological process: ubiquitin-dependent protein catabolic process. Gene Ontology annotation, cellular component: cytoplasm. Gene Ontology annotation, molecular function: ubiquitin binding; ubiquitin conjugating enzyme binding. Bases 139 to 963 code for a protein of 274 amino acids. The transcript has 6 exons.